AGCGGCGCCCAGGACAUGGUGAUCCACCGCACGGCCGUGCCCGCGCCCGCCGCCGCCUGCCGCCUCAAGGUUGGUCCAAAAAAGGAAGUAGCAGAAUGUAAGGAAAAGUUUGCAAGUUCUGUGGAUCCAACGGUUAGUCAAGCUUUUAUGUUAGAUAGAGUAUUUAAUCCUGAAGGAAAGUCCCUGCCGCCUAUGCGAGGAUUCAAAUACUCCAGCUGGUCACCCCUGGGCUGCGACGCGAACGGGAGGUGCCUGCUUGCAGCUUUAACCAUGGACAAUCGAUUGACCAUCCACGCCAACCUCAACAGGCUGCAGUGGGUGCACUUGGUCGACCUGACGGAAGUUUACGGGGAGCGUUUGUACGAAGCCAGUUACAGACUUUCCAAGGUGGAUGCUCCCAGGGCAGAACUAGGAGACUUUGCUGAAUUCCAGCGGCGGCACAGCAUGCAGACCCCGGUGCGCAUGGAGUGGUCCGGGAUCUGCACCACGCAGCAGGUUAAACACAACAACGAAUGCCGGGAUGUUGGCAGCGUGCUCUUAGCAGUGCUCUUUGAAAAUGGGAACAUUGCAGUUUGGCAGUUUCAGCUGCCGUUUUUGGGGAAGGAAUCAAUUACUUCUUGCAAUACCAUAGAGUCUGGAAUUAGUUCUCCGAGUGUCUUGUCUUGGUGGGAAUAUGAACAUAACAACCGGAAAAUGAGCGGACUCAUUGUAGGGAGUGCUUUUGGACCAGUCAAAAUCCUUCCUGUCAAUCUAAAGGCAGUUAAGGGCUACUUCACGCUGAGACAGCCUGUAGUUUUGUGGCAAGAAAUGGACCAGUUGCCAGUGCAGAGUAUCAAAUGCAUUCCUCUUUACCAUCCGUACCAGAAAUGUAGCUGUAGCUUGGUGGUGGCUGCAAGAGGACCUUACGUGUUCUGGUGUCUUCUGUUGAUAUCCAAAGCAGGUUUGAAUGUCCACAAUUCCCAUGUUACAGGACUUCAUUCUCUGCCAAUUGUGUCUAUGACUGCAGACAAACAGAACGGCACGGUGUAUACCUGCUCCAGCGAUGGAAAGGUAAGGCAGCUGAUCCCUAUAUUCACAGACGUUGCUUUAAAGUUUGAGCACCAGCUGAUUAAGCUCUCCGAAGUGUUUGGCUCUGUAAGGACUCAUGGAAUAGCUGUUAGCCCGUGUGGUGCCUACUUAGCAGUUAUUACAACGGAGGGCAUGACUAACGGUCUUCACCCCGUAAACAAAAACUAUCAAGUGCAGUUUGUAACGCUUAAAACAUUUGAGGAGGCGGCUGCUCAGCUCUUGGAAUCAUCCGUGCAGAAUCUUUUCCGGCAGGUGGACCUGACAGAUCUUGUGCGCUGGAAAAUUUUGAAGGAUAAGCAUAUUCCUCAGUUCUUGCAGGAAGCACUGGAUAAAAAGAUUGAGAGCUGUGGUUCUACCUACUUCUGGCGGUUUAAGCUCUUUCUGCUCAGAAUUCUGUACCAGUCAAUGCAGAAGGCUCCCUCCGAGGUCAUGUGGAGACCUUCCCACGAGGAGGCAAAAAUCUUGAUAUCGGACUCGCCUGGGAUGGGCAGCACUGAAGAUGAUCAGGAUGAGGGAACUUCUAAACAAGCCAGCAAGCAGAAUCUGUGCGACACAGGCAAGGCUAUGGACGUGGAUGACACUGCAGAGGAUUCUCUUCCUCAGUCGGGUGACGUGGGAGGCCGUGAACCAAUGGAAGAAAAACUUCUUGAAAUACAGGCGCAAAUAGAGGCAGUAGAAAUGCACUUGACGCGAGAACACAUGAAACGAGUGUUGGGAGAAGUUUAUCUGCACACCUGGAUUACAGAAAACACCAGUAUUCCCACCAGAGGAGUCUGUGACUUCUUAAUGUCCGAUGAAGGUUAUGAGGACAGAACAGCACGCGUGCUGAUUGGGCACAUCUUAAAGAAAAUGAACAAGCAGACUUUCCCAGAGCACUGCAGCUUGUGUAAAGAGAUCCUGCCGUUCACUGAUCGCAAACAGGCAGUUUGCUCCAAUGGACAUAUCUGGCUCAGGUGCUUUUUAACCUACCAAUCCUGCCAAAGCUUGGUGUACAGAAGGUGUUUGCUUCAUGACAGCAUCGCACGACAUCCAACCCCAGAAGAUCCUGAAUGGAUCAAGAGGUUAUUGCAAGGUCCAUGUACGUUCUGUGAUUCUCCUGUGUUUUAGAGAAAAGCUGUGUAAAGACUCAAAGUAUUUUCUGUACCACAGAGGCUCCUUCCAUCUUGAUGGGUGUUGAGUGGAGGAGUAGGCGCUUUACUGAAGAGAAAAGACACUGUCCACAAUUCUGUAAAUAGAACAGUGGAGGAUUCAGAAAAUCCUUCAUCCAGAGCCUGAUCCAUGCUCCAGGAACAGGAGCACAUCUAGAAAACCCAAGUUCAUGAAGCAGUUUGGAAACACCCUGUUGGAGCAUCAGCAGUGAAUUGGACACGUCCUUUUACCGAAAAGGAGCAGCAGUCUCCAGCGUUCAGUCUGAACUGGCCUUUCUGCCUGGCACCUGCAUGAUUUCCUUCAGGGCAGAAGAGAACAGAGGAGCUGCCUCUCAGAUACUUUGGUAGUAGAUACUCAGUAAACCAUUGCCAGUUUAUUUAACCUGAUUUAUGACUGCUGGGAGAAUGGAAUUUUAAAGCCAGCGGUGUCGGCUUUGUCUGCAUGCCAGUGGAGAUCCUUUAGCACAAAGCUUUCACUUCUCACCCCGACCCAUUCACAACGGGUAAAGAGGUAUUGUGCUUUUUGUUUUGCUUUUCAAACCAUCCCUGGUCUCCAAGUGUAUUUUUAGUUAGUCUGGCCUUGAGUAGCAUAGCAUACCUGAGACGAGUAAAAUUUAACCUCCAAUAUUGAUCACAUUGGAUCUUUCUGCUCACUUACCUGGGCAGAUUUCCUUCUGAAGAAACUGCAUCUGUUCUGGAUUCACUGCUGGCAGUUCUGGGAAGGUGGGGUUUAGUCCCAUGCCUGAUACAAUACACAGAGCUGCAGCGACACCCCAAUGAAUUCUCUCACGUUGUCCCUUAGGCUUUCCUAAUCAAAUCCUGUUUUAAUCCUGAGUGGAGGAGGAAGACAUGAGCAUCAGCACCCAGAUCCCUGCUUUGUUUUGCUAUUUAAGCAAAGUGUCUAUUUACACUAGAGCUAUCCAAUAUUAAGACCCAGGCUAUUAUGAGACACAGUUACAUAUGCAAAGAAUAAAUCACAACCACCAAAUAAUAAACCACUGGUUUCUAGGUGUGCCAUUUUGCUUGAACAGAGCUGGGUGCAUCAGAGAGAACUCCAUGUGUGUUGCAACGAGUGAUCACAAUAAAGGGCUUGUUGGCCUUUUCUAUUGGCCAUUGGUCCUUGCCAUCGAGUUUCGAUUGCCCUUUCUUUCUGGCACUCACCUAGUCAGCAUGUACUUAGAACUAGUCCAGGGCUUAUCAGGAAAUAGCAAACUAAAAAACUUGUUACCACGGAGUUCUAACCUAGUUUGUAUUAUUUUUGCAGCUGGAAAUAAAAGCAGUAAAGAGUCUCAGGCUCAAAAGUGUUGUUAGUCAUGGCUGAAGUCACAUUUAGAACCCAAUUUUAACCAUCUAAAUGAACCAGAAGAAAGUGGAAUACUUAAAAAUAGCUACCGAUACUAGUUCUCCAUCUCAGUCCCUCUCUAGUAUUCCCUUUUGAAGCAUCUUUGGGAACUUUCUACAUCAAGCUCAUAAACACACAAUCUACCUUGAUUGAAUUCAAGACAUAUUUUUAUUUUCCUCCCUCCUUUAACGAGACCUGGUACAAACUUCCCUGUGGAGGUGCCUGCUCCUUCACAGCUUCACUGUUACCUGCUAGGCUGGCCUAGCUGCUUUUCCCCUCCGCGCAAGUGAACAAGAACCACACGAGUUGGGUUGGGAAAUGCAGACUCUGCCCGACCUGUCUGAAGAUGCAGGAGUCUGAACUGAGCAACACGGAUGAUGGCUUUCUGCGGGAGUCACAAGUCAGGAUAGUUUUUCCACAGUUUUUAGAAUUUAGCAUGUAUGUAUAGCAAAAUCCGCAGAGCAAUUGUCUUCCUAUCUAAUGGAGGAGGUACAUUUUCAUUUGAAUUACAACCUAUAUUAAUCCUUAGCUAUAUUCAGCUUGAAAUAAUGCAACAUAUAUACCAAUAUCUUACACUGGAGAUGUUCUCAGCCACUUGGUGUCAUCUGGAAUAUUUUCAUUCCAUCCCUUUUUCACGAGGGCUAACUCUGUUUUUAAGCAGUCUUCAUUCAAGACCUGGCACCGCUCGUGUUUUGCCACCUGUAAGCCCUGGCAGGAGAGUGACCCCAGGAGCGUCACAGCUGAACACGUGUCACUGGAGAGGCCUCUGUUCACAGGUGACAUUGACUGCACUACAGCUCAGGACAAGGCGAGUAAUUCCCUGUGCUCUCCUGCCUUCAAGGACUCCAGCAGAACAUGAAUAUUGCAGUAGGAGUUUCUUCAUCCCAGAAGAUUCAUGCA
Nothoprocta perdicaria is the source of this 4458-nucleotide messenger RNA. RefSeq names its product general transcription factor IIIC subunit 4 (gene GTF3C4). Gene Ontology annotation, biological process: transcription initiation at RNA polymerase III promoter. The record is from RefSeq and is a predicted model, not a curated record. Gene Ontology annotation, molecular function: protein binding; histone acetyltransferase activity. NCBI's taxonomy places the organism in Eukaryota, Metazoa, Chordata, Aves, Tinamiformes, Tinamidae. The transcript has 6 exons. The coding region runs from base 16 to 2175 and encodes 719 amino acids. Gene Ontology annotation, cellular component: transcription factor TFIIIC complex.